This is a messenger RNA of Verticillium alfalfae VaMs.102, 2139 nucleotides long. RefSeq lists its product as hypothetical. Bases 1 to 2139 code for a protein of 712 amino acids. The transcript has a single exon. The record is from RefSeq and is a predicted model, not a curated record. NCBI's taxonomy places the organism in Eukaryota, Fungi, Ascomycota, Sordariomycetes, Glomerellales, Plectosphaerellaceae.
AUGGCAAGACUUCGGCCAGAGGAGUCUCAAGACUCCGCCUCGGAGGACGACUCAUCAGUCAUCGAACAGGAGGUCAGGAUCGUUGGUGCCAAAGACUUUGAGUCGUCAGGCUCGGAAGCUGAAGAAUCUGACAGCUCUGAUGGCUCGCAAGCGCCCCGAAGAAAGGCCCGUCACGGUGACUUCUUCGACACGGAAGCCCUCGACGACAGCGCCAGCGAAAGCGAAGAUGGCGAGGGCUCUGACGCUUCGGACGAUUCAGACGAUUCUGAUCCCUAUGGAAACUCCGGAGCACGAGCGAAGCCCUUCUGGGGACACGCUGUCGCUGGACCCCGCUCCUUCCCUCAGUUCAUGCGGCUACCUAUCGAGCUGCGUGCGCUCAUCUGGCACCAUUUUUGCGAUGAUCUGAACGUAUCUCACCGUGUUCUGGAGUUUUCUAUUCACAGGAACGUGGACGGAAAGUGGAAAGCUUUUGCCGGCAGCUCGUUGCUCGCGAGAACGACCGCCUCGCGGGCCAUGCUCUCCGUCUACCACGAAACCCGCAACCUGUAUCUCGGCAGGUAUCCACAUGCCCUCGACUUCUCUACCGAAGAAGCCAAGCCCGCCACGUUUCACUUCAACCGGGAUAGCGAUAUCAUCAUGGUCUCGGCCAGCGACAUCGACAACGGCUUGGAGCACCCAGCACCCUCCAGCCAUGCGAACGGUCCCGACGCCUUUGAAAUCCCCGGCUUCUCAGACAGGAUCAAUCAUCUCGGCAUGCAACUGCCGCUCGACAGAGGGAGCGACGUGGACCUCGUUCCCUAUCAGUACUUUCUAAGCAUGCGCAACUUGAAGGCCGUGUACCCCUGCUUCGACGUCGAUGCCCAUCAAAUUCACGUGUCAGACUUGAAAUGGUGUUUCUCCGACCACGCUGUUUCUUGCCAUGCAGAUACGGAGGAAAUCGAGCCCGGUCUCGGCGAGGAUUUCGAGAUGAUUUAUGUGUGGCAUGACCCCAACGCCGAGUGCGACGAGGAAGGCGACUGUUCCCCCGUGACUGCUUACACUGGCCUUAGGCCCCUGAGAGAGAGUCUCGUGCAUUUCGAUGAAGACGAGUUCGAUGAACUGAGUGAAGAAGCCAGGUUGGCCACGCUCAAGGAAACGGACAGGCUCGGUGCAAUCAUGCUCUGCCCUAUGAGGCUGUUCUCCGGAAACAGCCACGACGCUCUGCUCAACGUGCUGCGCCAAGCACGAUUGCCCGACGGUACGUGGGACGAGGAGCUCCUCGGUCGAUUGAUGGAGGACGACGAUGUGCCAGAGCCCGACUCGUUUCUAGACAACUACGAUAGCGACGGUAUCGACGACGCUACAGUCCCCGAACCCGAGACGGAUGACGACGAGGGCUCUGGGAUCGAGAACGACACGCUGGCGAUGGAGCUGGCUCAAGGUUGGACUGGGUCUUCUGCUGGGUUCUCGCCGGUGGAAGGUGAGAUCCAGACGCACGAUCAUAGCGUAUACACUAUCCAUGACUCCUCAGAAGAGGACGAAGCAGACAGCCCAGAGGAAGAGGAGGCAGCGUCGCCGCCGAGAUCACCAACUAAGCGGAUAAGGGGUCGCCAGAUCAUCGAGGACGACAGCGACGAGGAUGUAGCUGGUGACGAGUCGGUCAUGGAGAUCGCUGCGCCAGAGCCAUCGCGGAGUAAGAAGCGAUCACGCGUCAUUCUAUCUGAGGAUGAAGACGAGGAAGAUUCUGCAGUACAAAGCAGGCCCGCAAAACGAGCACGACCAGUGGUCAUCGAUGACGAUGACGAGGAGGAGGAGGAAGAGUCUGAUAUUGAGGAGGUUGCUCAGAAGAUUCGCGGACGCGGGUCCAGCACGAGGGCGCCUGUGGUUCUGUCAGAUUCGGAAGAGGAGGAGUCUGAUGAUGAGGAUGAAGACGAGCCACCAAAAACACUUUCACUCGCAGAACGCCUGCGAUUACACCGAGAGGCGAACCCCAUUGAUGAUUCGGAAGAAGGCUCCGGAUCAGAAGAAGAGGAAAAUGAUUACACCAGAGGCACGGACGAGGAUGACUCGGACAGAGAUUCGGAUGAUCUGGUGCUAGGAAUGGCAGACGAUGGCGAAGAAGACGAAGAAGAAGACGAAUACGAUGACGGAUACCACUAG